AUGGUAACAGAGGAGGGUUACUAUGGAAACAAACAAGAACACUGCAUCACUGUUACAGAUAAACUGCAGCCGACUCUGACUGUAAAUCCUCAGAGUUCAGUGUUCACUGGAGACACAGUUACUCUGAGCUGUGAUGUGGGACAGUCAACUGGAUGGACAAUUCACUGGAGGAAAGACUCAAACCCUGAAUCCACUGAUGCAGCAACUAAAACAAUCAAGUCUGUGAGUGUCUCUGAUGGAGGAAGAUACUGGUGCAGAGCACAACGAGGAGAAUAUUACAGCGAGUUCAGUGAUGCAGUUGAUAUAACAGUAAAAGAGAGACCCAAACCUGCAGUGAGUGUUCGUCCUGAUAAAAAUGUGUUCAGAGGAGAGAAAGUCACUCUCACAUGUGACAUACAGGAGACAAUCCCUGCAUUAGAUGAUGAUGAAUUGACAUUGAAUUUUGUAUCAUGA
Molecule: messenger RNA, 453 nt
Organism: Labeo rohita (rohu)
Lineage: Eukaryota; Metazoa; Chordata; Actinopteri; Cypriniformes; Cyprinidae
Product: leukocyte immunoglobulin-like receptor subfamily B member 2
Exons: 4
Coding region: 1-453 (150 amino acids)
Biological process (GO): cell surface receptor signaling pathway
Molecular function (GO): transmembrane signaling receptor activity
Source: RefSeq, a predicted model, not a curated record